AUGCCGUAAUAAUCCUGACCUGUUGAUCGGGAUACCUGGAUUGACGGUGCCUUUCUUGUUUUCUUUUUUCUGUGGUUUCAAACCAGAGACCGAGAAGGCAGCUCACUAAGCAUGGAGGGAAAAGAGAAGGAGAAGGGGCAAGAGAGGGCCAUUGGUAUCGAUCUGGGAACAAGUUACUGUUGUGUUGGGGUAUGGCAGCCGCAGCAUAACAUGGCUGAGAUCAUUGUUAAUGAGCAGGGAAACAGAACCACUCCUUCCAUGGUUGCUUUUACCCAAUCCCAGAGACUUAUUGGCGAUGCUGCUAAGAACCAGAUUGCAACCAAUCCUCUCAAUACUGUCUUUGAUGCCAAGCGACUCAUUGGAAGGCGCUUCUCUGAUUCUUGUGUGCAACAGGACAUCAAAUUAUGGCCUUUUGUUAUCGAAGAGGUGGAUGAUAAGCCUCUCAUUAAGGUUACUUACAAAGGGGAAACAAAAUUAUUUGCGCCUGAAGAGAUCUCAUCCAUGCUGCUCAUGAAAAUGCAGACCAUUUCUGAACGUUAUCUGAAGUGCGAGGUGAAGAAUGCAGUUAUUACUGUGCCUGCUUAUUUUAAUGAUGCGCAAAAGAGGGCCACAAAGGAUGCUGGUAAGAUUGCAGGCCUCAAUGUCAUGCGAAUAAUUAACGAACCAACGGCUGCAGCUAUAACUUAUGGCUUCCAUGAUGUAUUUACUGGAGAAAGAAGCGUUCUCGUCUUCGAUUUGGGUGGAGGUACGUUUGAUGUCUCAGUUUUAUCUGUUCAAAAGGGUUUCAUUGCCGUCAAGGCUGUUAGAGGGGAUAUGCAUCUAGGAGGUCAAGAUUUUGACAACAGAAUGCUUAAUUUCUGUAUUCAAAAGUUUAACACAAAAUACAAGUUGGAUAUGAGGAUGAGUGCCAAAGCUCUUCGAAGGCUUCGUUCAGAAUGCGAGAGAGCAAAGAGGAAUUUGUCCUCCGAGGUAGAGACUGUUAUCGACAUCGACGGUCUUUACCAGGGACAUGAUUUUUUUUUAAAGGUUAGCAGAGCCAAAUUCGAGGAGCUAAAUGUCGACUUAUUUCAGAAGUGCAUAGAAAUAGUGAGAGAGUGCCUGCAGGAUGCCCAAAUGACCAAUGACCAAAUCGACGACAUUGUGUUAGUGGGAGGUUCGUCGCGUGUAACAAAGUUGCAGGAGUUACUGAGGCAAGAUUUUGGGCAGAAAAAGCUAUGCAACAAAGUAAACCCCGAUGAGGCCGUUGCUUAUGGCGCGGCCGUGCAGGCAGCGGCAUUGAACAAUGAAGAUGUGACCCUAAUGCUCACGGAUGUUGCACCUUUGAGCCUGGGAACUCAAAUUAAGGGUGGUGUCAUGAGCGUAAUUGUUCCACGAAAUACCCCAAUUCCCGUUCAGAGGGAAAAAUAUUUCACUACAGCCUGUGAUAAUCAGACUGCAACAAUUUUUCCGGUUUAUGAAGGAGAGCGAACAUUGGUCGCACAAAAUAAUCUUUUGGGUGAAUUUGAGUUGACUGGAAUUCCGCAGGCCAGAUGGGGGGUGCCAAGUGUGAAGGCUUGCUUCAAAAUAAGUGAGGAUGGCAUUCUCUCAGUCUCUGCAGAGGACGAGGGUAGUGGAGCAAGUAAAGAGAUUACAAUAACCAAUGCCGGUGGAAGACUUAACAAAGAAGAGAUCGAUCAAAUGAUAGCCGAUGCAGAAAAAUUUAAAGAAGAUGACAAAAAAGUUAAAAAGAAGAAUCUGGCCAGAGGCAAUCUGGUUUACUAUAUUUACAACAUGAAAAUCAGGGUAAGUGAGGCCAAGACCAAACAUAAUAUAAAGGCAUCUGCUGCAGAAGACGUCCUAUCGACACUGCAUAGUGCUCAACAAUGGUUGGAUGACAAUGAGGAGGCAGAAGCUUCUGAAUUUGAAAAAGAGUUGAAAGAGCUUCGGAUCGAUCGGUUGCCUCCUUUUACCAGGAAUUUGUAAGGUAUGCCGAUUCUUAAAAUAUUUUUUUUUUAAUUUUGGGUUGAGAGAGAGUAGUAACUAAACAUAGUGUGUUAGGUCAAUUUGAGAUUUGUAGCUAGGAAUCUGCCAUCAUUGUAGCCUCACUUGUUAUCGAAGCUUAUUUUUGUCUUUUUCGGAAAAUAUGUCUAAAGUGAAGAUAAAAGCAGCUCUAUCGAGCGUACAAGUUUUUAUAUCUCCGAAGACAAAAGAAACAUGCGUAGUCUUAUUUAUAAUUCUAUUUUUAUCA
Cryptomeria japonica (Japanese cedar) is the source of this 2227-nucleotide messenger RNA. Its product is annotated as heat shock cognate 70 kDa protein-like. Gene Ontology annotation, biological process: protein refolding; cellular response to unfolded protein. Lineage: Eukaryota; Viridiplantae; Streptophyta; Pinopsida; Cupressales; Cupressaceae. Bases 112 to 1962 code for a protein of 616 amino acids. The record is from RefSeq and is a predicted model, not a curated record. Gene Ontology annotation, cellular component: cytoplasm. Gene Ontology annotation, molecular function: ATP-dependent protein folding chaperone; heat shock protein binding; ATP binding. The transcript has a single exon.